This is a messenger RNA of Pestalotiopsis fici W106-1, 657 nucleotides long. RefSeq lists its product as uncharacterized. The transcript has a single exon. The record is from RefSeq and is a predicted model, not a curated record. Bases 1 to 657 code for a protein of 218 amino acids. NCBI's taxonomy places the organism in Eukaryota, Fungi, Ascomycota, Sordariomycetes, Amphisphaeriales, Sporocadaceae.
AUGAAGAGUGGAAAGUACACCCUCGUCACAUACUUGCCCAAGGCUGGCAUGGUAUACGGUGCCGUCGCCGUUCUCGGCAAGAACGAGCGCGAUCGCGCCGUUCUUCAAUUGUUCAAGAGACUGGGCUUCGUCCGCACGGGCGAAACCGAUGCCCGCAUUCGCGCUGUGGGACGGCGCAGGGUCCAAGAGGCCCUCGUCGGCGUCUUCACCGUGGCCGCAGAGCCCGCCGUCGCCGGCCUGAUGGCCAGUGGAGACCAGACAGCCUUCGAGGCUGCUGUACAGGAACGAACCCCGUGGGCUCGAGACCGAGCCAUGGAUCCGCGUAUCUUCGCGGAGCUCUUUGCCGUGCUCGUCGAAGCCAGACACCGCUGGUACUCACACCCCCGCGUCCCCCACAGCUUCCAGGACCAUUCCGACCUGGCCAAGGCCAUCGAUAGGUACCUGGAGCAGCAGAGCGACUGGGGUCGCCAGCUUUUUGAGCUGGUGCACGGAGGAACACCCCUGGGAGAGGAGGAGGAGGGGGAGGAGGAGGAGGAGGAGGAGGAGGAGGAGGAGAUGAAGGAUGACGAGGAGAUGGAGGAGGACGAGAAGGAGGAGGUCAUGGGAGAUGCCCAGGCCGUCGAUGACGACGAGGACGAUGCAAUGGAUAUGGACUAG